This is a messenger RNA of Arabis nemorensis, 696 nucleotides long. The record is from the annotation of a GenBank genome assembly. Lineage: Eukaryota; Viridiplantae; Streptophyta; Magnoliopsida; Brassicales; Brassicaceae.
AUGGAUCAGAUUGUGUCAGGAGAAGAAGAUCUUGAUGUAGAUAUUGAAGAAGGUGGUAGUAGAUUCAAUGAGACACAAGAAGAGAUUACGACGAAUCUUGUUUCUAUAGAGGGGAGAUUAGAUAGUGUUUGGAGUGGACGUUUGAGUUAUGAUGGGUCUGAAAAGACGACUGAUGAUGAUGAUUUGAUAAACCCGUUAAUAGGAGACGAAAAGCGGAGAGAAAGAAGCAGUCAAAGUUUGGAUCUUUCGGAUCGAAAAUUCGAUAGUGUUAAGUUUAAGAAGACUAGAAAGCCUUCAAAGCCGCCUAGACCUCCAAAAGGCCCGUCAUUGAGUGCAAAUGAUCAGAAGUUGAUGAGGGAAAUCACGGAGCUCGCUAUGAGAAAACGUGCUCGGAUUGAACGGAUGAAAACAUUGAGACGAAUGAAAGAAGCAAAAUCAUCGUCUCCCUGCAGUAGCGUUUUCGCUAUGAUUGUAACGGUUAUAUUCUUCGUCUUCCUAAUCUUUCAAGGGUUCUUCACAAGCAAUGCAAGUUUGAAUUCAGACAAUUCACCCGCACCAAGUCGUAUGGUCUCUGUUCAAUUAUACAACGAGUUUGCUCCUCGUGAGAGAGUCGAUCCCAGCCCUACUACUUCUUUCAGGUAUAAGAGAGUUUCAGGUGCAGAUAAUGAAGAAAACACGAGAGAAGUUACCAGAUGA